Messenger RNA from Spodoptera littoralis (African cotton leafworm), 1323 nucleotides. The record is from the annotation of a GenBank genome assembly. NCBI's taxonomy places the organism in Eukaryota, Metazoa, Arthropoda, Insecta, Lepidoptera, Noctuidae.
AUGGAGUCGUUAAACAUCUCAAACCUUAACUUGUACAGCGGGAGAAGCAAGAGCUCCCAAGAAAACGGCGUGAAGUUUGAAAGGACAGAAGAAAAAUUCGAAAGAAAUCACCUCACGGACCAAGAUGAAGAGUACCACUGUGAAUACAAGGAAGAAAUAUGGAAGAGUCUCUUGGAACAGGAAGCUGAAAAACCAACUAUCCAUCUUCAAUCACCACAGCUGGAGUUUCGUGGAGCCCUAGUACAGCAACUUCGUGACGCCACAAAGAAAUUGGGCCUUAGCAUUGCGACCUUGCACUCCGCCGUGGCUCAAUUGGACUUGUUCAUGGACGCUCACAGACUCAGGGCUGACCGACUUACGCACGUCGCUUUGGCCUGUUUAAGUUUAGCAGCAAAAAGCGAAGAAAAUCUCAGUCGAGCGCCCACCCUGAAGACUUUGUCAAAAAUAAGCCGAGUACACUUGUGUGGCAAGACGUUCAGGCAGCUGGAAUGGAUGGUCGGCCAACACGUACGUUGGCGUCUAUUGUCACCAACACCAGUUUCGUAUGCAGCACUGUUGGCCCAAUAUGUGGUCACCGACAGCGACCUUACCACCCGACAUCCCAAGUUUGUUAGACGAUUCAAACGAGAUGGAGCUAAAGCACUAGAAGCCUAUUUAGACUUGACACUUUCCGAUGUACGUCUAAAGGUGGUGGAGUGCGUGGACGUGGGUUGUGCGUGCGUGGCGUGCGCCCGCGCCGAGCUGGGGCUGGUGGCGUGGCCAGGCUGGCUGGCCGCGCUCGCCGGACGCCAGCCGGCCGCCGUCGCACCCAUCGCGAGACUACUGCAGAGGAUGAUGCAGAUUCUGAAAUCCCGUGAGACGUCUGUGGAAUCUGAAGUGGAUCAAGGUUACAGCAGCGCCCGGACGUCCCCCAACCAGACUCCGAGCACGUCCCCCACGCUGCACGUGUCGCCCGCCUCCAGUACGUGCAGCUCCUCCUCGUCGGCGCGCUCCCACUCACACGUCGACACCUCCUACCGUCAGCGCCCAGUGGAACGUCGACCUGACACCAACUACUCAGUCUUAGACUUGGAUGACUCCAACCCUUCUCAAAGUGUCAACACAGAAAAUUACUACACUCUGCCCACUGCCGUCGACAUGACCGUGCAACGCGUCAACACAUCGGCUGAUUACAGGUAUUGUAGGUCCAGUAGACUUAUUGAUGCUAGUUUAGAAGUUCAACCCUCGACUAGUAUGGCUGUGAAGCGUGGCAUAGACACCAAUGUAGAUAUCGAGAGGAAGAGGUAUCGACUAGCCUCACAGAUGUCUCAGGUUGUUCUAUGA